Pantherophis guttatus is the source of this 3921-nucleotide messenger RNA. Its product is annotated as sodium- and chloride-dependent creatine transporter 1-like. Lineage: Eukaryota; Metazoa; Chordata; Lepidosauria; Squamata; Colubridae. Gene Ontology annotation, molecular function: gamma-aminobutyric acid:sodium:chloride symporter activity. Gene Ontology annotation, cellular component: plasma membrane. The record is from RefSeq and is a predicted model, not a curated record. Gene Ontology annotation, biological process: amino acid transport; nitrogen compound transport; sodium ion transmembrane transport.
CCUCCACCCCUCAAACCAUGGACUAGUGCUCAACCCAGAAGAAGGAGCUGUGUCUUUGCCCUGUGAAUGUGGCUGCUGCCUGUUACAUGGAAACGGACCCUGGAGUGGAUGUAUUUGCUCACUGGACACCAUGGCAACAGGACCCAGAGCCAGCUUCCCGACCCAGCACCCAUCUCAGUCUUCCAUCGCAGAGCCCUGCCACCAGCCUCGUGUCAUGGCUCCAGUGUCCGCCGAAACAUCUUCAGAGGGCAGUGAGUGCUCAGAGGUAGCCGAGCCAGAAAGUGCUGAGCCAAUCAAUGGCUCAGGGGAGUCCACCCUUGACGAGAGAGCCAUCACUGCCCCUCUGGUGGUACCCAUCGGGCCAGCGAAGCUAUCCUUUCCUGAGCGAGAAACCUGGACGCGCCAGAUGGAUUUCAUCAUGUCAUGUGUUGGUUUUGCUGUAGGGUUGGGCAACGUCUGGCGCUUUCCAUACCUCUGCUACAAAAAUGGAGGAGGUGUCUUUCUGAUUCCUUACCUGCUGAUCGUUUUUGUUGGGGGGAUCCCUGUCUUUUUCCUGGAGGUGGCCCUGGGACAGUUUAUGAAGCAAGGUGGAAUUGCAGCCUGGAACAUUGCUCCCCUGUUUAAAGGUUUGGGCCUGGCCUCCAUGGUCAUUGUCUUCUUCUGUAACUCUUACUAUAUUAUGAUCCUCGUCUGGGGUGUCUUCUACUUGGUCCACUCACUGACGGAGACGCUGCCAUGGGCCACCUGUGGCCACUCGUGGAACACUCCCCAAUGCACCGAGCUUUUUGGUUUGAGCGACUGCGGCAACAACACCCACAACAGCACCGCCAGAAACUGCAGCAACCUGGCUGACCAACGCUCUCCCGUCAUUGAGUUCUGGGAGAACAAAGUGCUGCGUAUUUCAGGGGAUCUGGCUGAUCCAGGAGAGAUCAGCUGGCAGCUGACCCUUUGCUUGCUUGUAACUUGGGUCAUUGUUUAUUUCUGCAUCUGGAAGGGGGUCAAGUCAACCGGGAAGGUGGUCUAUUUCACUGCAUUGUUCCCUUAUGUGGUGCUUAUCCUCCUGCUCUUGCAUGGAGUGACGUUGCCUGGCGCACUGGAUGGGAUCAUUUACUACCUGAAACCUGACUGGUCCAAGCUUGCUGUGGCUCAGGUAUGGAUUGAUGCUGGUACCCAGAUCUUCUUCUCAUAUGCUAUUGGGCUGGGAGCCCUGACCGCACUUGGCAGCUACAAUCGCUUCCACAACAACUGUUACAGGGAUGCAUAUCUCCUGGCUGUGAUCAACAGUUCCACCAGCUUCUUCGCUGGCUUUGUAGUAUUUUCAGUAUUGGGCUUCAUGGCAUCAGAGCAGGGGGUAGACAUCUCCCAGGUGGCAGAGUCAGGUCCUGGUUUGGCCUUCAUUGCCUAUCCCAAAGCUGUAACACUGAUGCCGCUGUCUCCACUCUGGGCUACCCUGUUUUUCUUCAUGCUUCUUGUCUUGGGUCUGGACAGCCAGUUUGUGGGUGUAGAAGGCUUCAUCACCGGUAUCCUAGACUUGUUUCCACAGCCAGCGGCAGCCUCACCCCGCAGAGAGAUCACAGCCGCCAUCUGCUGCCUUGUCUGCUGUGUCAUUGAUCUCUCCAUGGUGACUCAGGGUGGGAUGUACGUCUUUCAGCUCUUCGACAACUAUUCUGCAAGUGGAAUCACGUUGCUUUGGCAAGCCUUUUGGGAGUGUGUGGUGGUUGCCUGGGUUUAUGGAGCCGACCGCUUCAUGGAUGACAUCGCCCGGAUGAUUGGGUACCGGCCUCUGCCCUACAUGAAGUGGUGCUGGUUAUUCAUUACUCCCGUAGUGUGUGUGGGCAUCUUCCUGUUCCACGUGGUAAACUAUCAGCCACUGACUUACAACAAGACCUAUGUCUACCCCUGGUGGGGAGAGGCUAUUGGCUGGAUGCUGGCCCUUGCCUCCAUGCUUUGCAUCCCCUGCACUGUCGCUUACAAACUUCUGCGAAGCAAGGGCACCUUCCAACAGCGCUGGCAAUUGCUGACCACCCCUGUCUGGGGCCACCACCACCUGGAAUACAUGACACCCGAAGCAGAGGCAAAGUUGCUGCCACCACCAGACAGUCUUGCUGCUGCCCCGCCAGAGAAGGCUACGCUUUUUGAGACUGUGAUUUAAUGUCUCUUGCCCUCUCCCAGUAGGAAUAACACAAGACCCUUCCCCCCCACCCACCCAAGGUCAUGCGGAGAGGGAAGAGGCCAGGGGAGAAUGGGCAUAAUGGGAGAGGGGGAGUGGGGGGGGGAAAGUCCCUUGCAAAUUAGAAGACCUUUGCCCUGUUCUGCUUUUGGUUGCCCUGGGCUCCCUACAACUCCUCGGUUCGCCAUCUUCAGUGAGACUCUUGUGAUUAACGAAAAAGCUAUGAAUUGGAUUUGGUAAAUCUUGACCAGUAGAGGUGCUGAUGCAAGCAAUGAAAAGAACCCACUUAGGGUCCCAAAAUUGUUUGAGGUUUCACUUCAUCCUAUUCUUCCAGUGUUAGCUUUCAAACCUCAGGUGCGGGCGUUCGUUCCUUAUCAUAGAAUCAUAGGGUGGGAAAGGACCAUGGAGAUCUUCUCUUCCAAAGUCCUGGGGCAGGAAUCUUUAUGCUCUCCCAGACCAAUGGCUGUCCAGUCUUUGCUUGAAAACCUUCAUUAACGGAGCCCUCCGUAACUCCGGAGUUGCUUAGUGCUUCCCACUAUCACAAAAGCUUCAGUUGUUUAGUUUCCCAAUUCACCCAAUGCUUUCCUAGUUUCCUGGACUCAGUCUUUGCAUGGGGGAAAAAACAACAACCAGCUAUAGAGCCGAUGUAACCGUAGCUGAUUAACAGGCUAAUCCUGCUCAUUGUGUUGCAAUUCUUUCCCCUAAUUCUCCUCUCUCCAAAAGAAACAGAAAAAGACCAAAUGCUUUCCAUUAAUCUCUAGCCUCUUUUUCCUCGUGGAUUAUUUCCCCGUCUCUCACUCCUAUAUCUCUGGUCCAGUUUCAGUUACACUGAAUGUACCACAUUUUCAUACUGCUUUCUGGGGUGGAAGAGGGGGAACCCUUCUGUCACUUAGAUCUUGUCUGUCUCUGUUGCCUUCACAUUUUUCCCUCUGCCAUUUGGAAGGGUGGUCUUGAUCAAGGGCACUGCAAGUGGGCAUCAGGCUUCCUAACGCCACUUGUAACAUCUGAAAUCUUCCUCCGUCCGAAAAGGAGAAAGAAAUCUAUCUGCAUGGAUAAUAUCUGGGCCCUAAGGAGACUAAGAGGAUCUGAAAAAAAUUCUUAAAUAACUCAAUUGCUGGUUGAAUCUCUCCAUUUAUAAACAUAGAGGAAUUUUAAAAGGAGAAACAGUUGGCAUGCAAAACUCCUUGCUAAAAGGGGCAUCUAUUUCUGUUUGAAUUCCUAUAGUUUUAUCAUCCACCUAGCAGGCAGAAAUUCAACAAGGCAAUUCUACAUUAAGGCUUAUUUAUGAUAAACUAUACCAAAAUAAUAAACGGGAAUCUCGUGUUGCCUCGAUGUGAAUGCAUUAUGACCGUGAAAAUCCUUCUAAUGGCAACUAACUAGAAUCCUAAUUGCUCAUAUUGUGAAAAAUUAUCCUUUUUGAAUUUCUGCCUCUGACAAAGACUUUUAAGAAACAAAAAAUACAGCAAGCAAGCAAAUCUGCUUGGCUAAUCAUCCUUCUCUUACACAUGAUAGAUAAAGCCAUGCUCUGCAUUACUCCAAUGUAUGUAUUUGUAAUAUAUGAAUGUUUGUGCCAAAUUGGGCUGAGCUCUCAUUUCCUGCCACAUAUGAAGCUGUAACCCACCCCUGCAAUCCUCCUAAGCCUCAUUCUCAGCUCCUUAUUUCUGUUUUCAAUUUUUUUUUUGGCAAUUACAUAUGCAAAGUGAUACUGAUCUGACUUCCAAUGAUAAAUACAAGAGAUGUUCUCUACUGUG